This is a messenger RNA of Rhipicephalus microplus (southern cattle tick), 2440 nucleotides long. Its product is annotated as V-type proton ATPase 16 kDa proteolipid subunit c. Gene Ontology annotation, molecular function: proton-transporting ATPase activity, rotational mechanism. Gene Ontology annotation, biological process: proton transmembrane transport. The record is from RefSeq and is a predicted model, not a curated record. Gene Ontology annotation, cellular component: proton-transporting V-type ATPase, V0 domain. Lineage: Eukaryota; Metazoa; Arthropoda; Arachnida; Ixodida; Ixodidae.
GUCACGUGAUAAAAAGAAGAGCCAUCGGCCAUUCGGCGAGACGUAAGCUUGCAGCUGGCAAUCGGUGGUGUACGAUCAAGAUUUCUGCCGCUGGCAAGCUCUCGCUCAAAAAUUUCCCAGGGAAGCAGCUAUGGCCGACAAGGAACCUCUGUACACUCCCUUCUUCGGCGUCAUGGGAGCCGUUGCAGCUAUGGCGUUCAGCGCGCUGGGAGCGGCCUAUGGCACGGCAAAGUCGGGCACAGGCAUUGCAGCCAUGUCUGUGAUGCGGCCAGAGCUCAUCAUGAAGUCCAUCAUUCCAGUAGUCAUGGCGGGUAUCAUUGCCAUCUACGGCCUCGUCGUUGCUGUACUUAUCUCCAGUACCAUCAAGCCAGACUACAAAUUAUUUUCUGCGUUCCUGCACCUGGGAGCUGGACUUAGCGUAGGACUGAGUGGAUUGGCAGCCGGCUUUGCCAUUGGAAUCGUGGGGGACGCCGGCGUGCGUGGUACGGCGCAGCAGCCCCGGCUGUUUGUGGGCAUGAUUCUGAUCCUCAUUUUUGCUGAAGUGCUCGGGUUGUAUGGUCUCAUCGUGGCUCUGAUCAUGUACUCCCGUGGUUGAGCACGUCAUGCAGCCCAUUCCCCUGCCCACCCUUCCCCCUCUACAAACCACCACCAUUGCGACUCCCAUUCCUGCCCGCCACCUUCCCUUCCAGUACCAGCAUCAUCCUACCUGCCCCCUCUUGGUCGCUUGUCUAGAAUGGUCCCCCACCUUCUCCCCCAGAGCUCCUCUUGGCAAAGCAAGAAGGGAAGAGGUGUAGACGGGUUUUUCUUUUUUUCCGGUGCGACAUUUCUAGGAACGCUUUGAACCCACUGUCCAUGUGUGUAUGGCAUGAUCCUGUCGGACAUCUGUUUUACCACACCGUGCCCUGUAAAAUUGCACUUCCAAGUGGUGUGUGUGCAUGCGUCGAUGUAUUUAUUGAUGUUUACGAAACUUUUGUUUCGUUUUAGUCCCAUACAGGCACAGUUUCUGUUCUUAUUCGAAUGCGCCUGCAUGCAUGUAUUUGUUUGAUCGCUCAAGUCGCACUUGCUAGGUGUGCUAUCUGCUGUCUGAGAGUGCGAGCUUUUUCUUAUCCUCCUGCAUCUCUCAGCUUGCACCUACUGGACGUUGAGCAAAUGGAUAUGCAGAGCUUGUUUGUGGGUCGCUGGCCAGUCACUGUCUGCUGCUUCAUUGUAUCGAAACUCUGCGCCAGUAUUUCAUUUGACGAACCAUCUGCUGCGUCUGGCCGUCGGGUCGCAGACAUUCCAAAGAGAGCUAGCCCAACUUUUCUGCCCUGUGGAUCCAUUUGUUACACCUUCCCCCUUUUGUUUUACUUGUUGAUGGUGAUACUGCAUGUAGUUAACUCACCCUGUUACUGUUCUAUAUUUUUAAUUGUGCUGCUUUACAGAACAAUCUUUUUAAAGCUGGCUGCAGCAUGAAAUAGCCAGCAGUAAUGCCUUGAGUCGGCGAGAUUCACUGGAUGUAAUAGGUGAAGCAUGUGUGCCAGUCAGUCUUAGUGGGAUAAAAUGUGUGGGCGCUCUAGUGUUUGUUUCGCAGACAGCCUGUAACCUACCAGCCAAGGGUACUUGCACUUGUUUUACCUUAAGGCUGAAGUCGGGGCAGUCUGAAAAUUUGUGCGGGUGUCUGUGUGGCAAGGCAUAUCGACUAAAAACGGGAAUGGAUGCUGCACGCUUUAGAUUGCUGCAUUCGAGAAUAUCUUGAGAAAGUUUGGAAGCCACUCAAUCGCACUACAAGUGUGUGCAAGUUUCAGAUUGUCUGCAGACUUGUGGAUUCGCAGAAGCGUACUCGGCUGAGCACAGUGAUGGAAAAUCGUGUUGGACAUGUUUUCCCUGCAAGCGCUCCACAGGAGACUAUCCAGGCUUCCUGCAUCUCCAUGCCAAGAUGUCUUGUAAAAGUCCUAGAAAGCAUGCUGCAUCAUAUGUGUACAUGGCUGAAGUGAGGGCAUCCAUCCUCGUUCUUGUGUGUAGGAUUAUCUCAACAUUGACUGCCACUGGAUUUUCAAAUGCGAAGUUUCGAGCAAGUUGUUGUGCACUAGCAUUGUUGGAGUGAGCAUCUACUUAUGUCCUACUAAACAAGCAUGCACCCUCCAGUUGUUUUUCUCUGCUGCCAUGGGUGCUGCUGCGACAGUGCUGAGAACACAAGUGCCAGCAUGUUAUCACGGAAAAAAAAAGGCACCACCCGAGCGCACAUGCUUAUUGAAAUAUAGAUGUCUGCAUUACGAGUGUAACCAAUUUUUCUGUGUAAAUACAUCGGUAGUACUGUGAUCUGGUGAGCGCAUGUAUGUUUAACAGAGCUGUAAACGGAAUUUUUCAUCUAGGUAUUGUCCUGCAUUAGCGACACAUCUGUUGACGUGACUGUUUUGGAAGUUUAUUAAUUUUGGCCCCCUUUUUUAUUUUUGCUCCAAAA